AUGAACUCAAAACUCACAAGCGAGCUGAUAAGGGAUGAACUGCAGUCUUUCUGCUUGACCUUCGCAGCUCUUUACAAGCUCAUUCUCAUCUCAUUUGAAUUUUCACUUGUCUGCGGAACAAUAAAAAAUGUCGUUUCAAAUGUUGCGAUGUGCCAAUUAAAGUUUAACAAUUUCAUGGGAAUUGUGACUACAAAUAAUAAUUGCGAAAGCAUCUCAAAUUGUCAUCAUAAAAAGAAGAAGAAACUGCACUGCAUUAAACAGAUUCGAAUAAAAAAUAAUUCCACCUUGAUGCGAAUAGGGUUGGAUGCAAUUUGUCGACAUCGAAGUAAACGAAGAAGCAGCAGAAAAUGUUUCACUUUUAAUCAAAACAAUGCUCGAAUGUAUCAGUCGAGUCCAACUCUGCCCAAUGUCGAAGCUGAGGUUGUUGUCUGCCUUAUUAUUUUAAUAAACAUCUCACAAUCUCAAUCACCAUAA
Messenger RNA from Clunio marinus, 474 nucleotides. The record is from the annotation of a GenBank genome assembly. NCBI's taxonomy places the organism in Eukaryota, Metazoa, Arthropoda, Insecta, Diptera, Chironomidae.